Molecule: messenger RNA, 1521 nt
Organism: Cordyceps fumosorosea ARSEF 2679
Lineage: Eukaryota; Fungi; Ascomycota; Sordariomycetes; Hypocreales; Cordycipitaceae
Product: Cyclin-like F-box
Exons: 3
Coding region: 1-1521 (506 amino acids)
Molecular function (GO): DNA binding
Source: RefSeq, a predicted model, not a curated record
AUGCAGCAGAUCUGCGAGCAUGGUUACGAUGCCAAGGACUUUCUCCUUCACAGAUGCCGCACUCCUCAUAAUGACCCAAAUGUGCUGGCAGUAAGAUACCACGCCGGGGCUAUUCUCGGCAGCAUACAUCGGAGCAUCGCUAUCCAGCAAUGGUUUCAAGUACAUUAUCCGGACCCCAUGUAUCCCCUUGAUACGCAAACCCGUGUAGAAAGGUCGCUGGCCGCCUUUGAUCUUUUUGUCUUACACGAUCAACACGGCGAUAUCGACGAGGUUGGUUUCAAAUCUGACCAUCAUGGAAAUUUGCACCAGUUAACCCUCUCGCCAUUGCAGACAAUUCAGCUACUGGAUACGCAUGCAGCAGCGUUUAUGAGGACCCAGCCGGAAUGGAGUGAAAUGAACACCAGGCAGAAAGCCCUUGCGCUGAAUCAGUGGAUGCGCGCGACUAACUUGGUCGGGUUGGACGACCAAGAGGACUUCCGGAACUUGCGGAACUGCUUCAUCGGCCAGGCGCUGCGCGACGUCAAGCACGAAUCGAUACCACUCAUCUCGUGCGCCAUCUACUGCGGCAUCGCAGAGCGCGUUGGCCUGCAUGCCGAGUGCUUCCUGCCGCCGAUUUGCGCGCACGUCGUUGUCACCGCGCCGCCCGGCCUCGAUCUAGACGCGAACCCCAGCACCGACGAGCACCAAAUGUACCUGAAUCCGUUUGAGACUAAUGGCGAGGUUCCCCUCGAAUACUUGGAACGGCUCGCUUUGUACGCCAACACGACCAUCUCCCGCCUGCGCCGCUCCGGCAACGUCGCCGUCGCCGCCGCCGCCAAGCGCACCGCGCGUAGUAUCGAGGACGCGCACGACAGCGCCGCCCACUUCGCCGACCGCCUCGUCUCUGGUGCGCUGCUGCGCGGCCACCCCGCCGUUAACCUCCAGCUCGCACUCUACGCCGCGCGCUGGGCGCUGCUGCUCCUGUCGCCGCCACGGGCCGACAACGGCGACACCCGCUUCAUGCGGGUAAUGAAGGAAAUUCGGGACAAUUGGCCCGAAGACGAGUGGAUCAUGGCACAGCACUUGCGGGCGUUGCAGAACAAGGGUGCAGCCCGUGGUGCCCUCGCUGCCAACCUCGUACUAACGCCGCCGGACGAGCACCACGCCGCGAAUCUCUCAGACUGCGCACUAACCGCGGAGCGCGUGGCCCCUUUCCGCCUCGGUCAGGUCUUCGUUCAUCGCCGCUACCAGUGGCUCGGCGCCAUCGUAGGCUUCUACGCGGCACCGUCCGCAUCCUCUGCCAUACUUGACGCAGGCUCGGAGGGCGCUGGCAACCACCCGAGGAAGUUCUACAUCAGGACUAUAACCGCUUCCGACUUGACUGAGCAAAUCAUCUCGUCCGACAAUCUGCAAGUCGUUGAUCGUUUCCGGGCAACGGAGGACAUGUUUCCGCUGGCGGGCAGAUACUUUAAGAGGUUCGACCGCGAUGCGGGCUGCUUCGUAUCCAACGUUGACGAGCUGUACCCGGGGUUGACUGCAUAA